Molecule: messenger RNA, 2714 nt
Organism: Cyprinodon variegatus (sheepshead minnow)
Lineage: Eukaryota; Metazoa; Chordata; Actinopteri; Cyprinodontiformes; Cyprinodontidae
Gene: lfng
Product: LFNG O-fucosylpeptide 3-beta-N-acetylglucosaminyltransferase
Exons: 8
Coding region: 133-1227 (364 amino acids)
Biological process (GO): regulation of Notch signaling pathway; pattern specification process
Cellular component (GO): Golgi membrane
Molecular function (GO): O-fucosylpeptide 3-beta-N-acetylglucosaminyltransferase activity
Source: RefSeq, a predicted model, not a curated record
UUUCCAACAGUUUUAGUGUGUUUUAAUCUUGAGAAGCAGGACUGUAUGGACUUGUUGCGCGCAGUUGCGUGUCGCGCCGUUUCAUAGUUUUGGGUUUGUUUGUUUUUUUGUAGUUGUUUUUAAGUUUUAAUAAUGCUAAAAAAUAAUGGGAAAAAGACAGCGGUCUCUGUAGCGUGCACGGGAUGCCUCUGCUUGCUGCUGCUGCUGGUGGUCGCGCUGCAGCAUCAGCGCGUUCAGGUGACGGACGGAGAGGACGCAGCCGCGCGCGCUGCGCCGGAGGAGAGCGCGCGGCUCAGCGGGGACAAGAAGGGAUUCUCCACCUAUUUUACCAAGCUGACCCGGGGACGGAGGGAGGUGGAGAAACCCGCACGGACCUCCGCCGCCGCCUCGGACCCCCCUCCGGCUGAGGACAUCAGCGCGGCUGACAUCUUCAUCGCCGUGAAAACCACUAAGAAGUUCCACCAGUCCAGACUGAACCUGCUGCUGGACACCUGGAUCUCUAGAAACAUGCAACAGACUUACAUCUUCACAGACGGAGAGGACGAUGAGCUAAAGAAGAAAAUCGGAAGUCACGCAAUCAACACCAACUGCUCUGCAGCUCAUAGCCGGCAAGCUUUGUCCUGCAAGAUGGCGGUGGAAUACGACAAGUUUAUCGAGUCGGGGAAAAAAUGGUUCUGCCAUGUAGACGACGAUAACUAUGUGAAUGUUCGGACCCUUGUGAAGCACCUGUCUCAGUACCCCCACACCCAGGAUUUAUACAUUGGGAAACCCAGCCUGGACCGGCCAAUAGAGGCCACAGAGAGGCUGGGUGACAACAAAAUGAAACCCGUUAAUUUUUGGUUUGCCACGGGAGGAGCCGGCUUCUGCGUGAGCCGCGGUCUGGCACUAAAGAUGAGCCCAUGGGCCAGUGGGGGUCACUUUAUGAACACAGCAGAGAAGAUCCGCCUCCCUGAUGACUGCACCAUCGGCUACAUCAUUGAGUCGGUUCUGGGGGUCCCUCUGACUCGGAGCAGCUUGUUUCACUCCCACCUGGAAAACCUGCAACAGGUGUCUCGAUCUGAGAUUCACAAGCAGAUCACUCUCAGUUAUGGGAUGUUUGAAAACAAGAGCAACAUCAUCAGCUUGAAAGGGGCUUUUCCUGUGGAGGAGGAUCCAUCAAGGUUCAGGUCUGUUCACUGUCUCCUGUAUCCAGACACACCAUGGUGUCCCCCUCAGGUUGCCUUCUAGGGCAACUGCUCCUUUCUCAUCCUCGUCCCCGCCGCGCCUCGGUAUCUGAAAGGCUCACGGGGACCAGUGUUUUUUUGGUAUGAGACUGCGUUGCUGCUGCGUUCUCGCAGCAGCCAUGCGUGGUCUUUAAUGGUUUUACUAGGCUGCUGUGCGGCCCAUCUUUGGACUUCGUCUCUUCGCCACAACUUCGUCCAACAAAGCUUGGGUGGAGGAUUUCGGCUGUCGGAUGGAAGUAGCUUUUACCACUUAGCUUUGCAGGCAAUCAGUUGUGCUUUUGUGAUGUAAAUGUUGCUUGUAAAUGCUUAAGCAAUUCUCAUAGAAUGUAUCCUCAUAUAUUCUAACCUUUUGCCAGCUUUCCUUUUUUUUCUGUUAAAAACUUAAAUGCCACUCAGGACUAUGAUUGGCUCUGAGAUCUUUUAUAACGGGAAAUUUUUUUCCCUUGUAUUUGCCUUCAGUUCUGGUCCAGAUGACUCCGGAUUAAUGCUCUGAAAUGAAGAUAUUGCUGUAAUUUUUCAUGAACAAUGUUACUUUUCCCACAACCUAAGCUGGCAAUUGGCACAUCUCCAAAUACAUUUUUCUGUGAGGGACCUAAUCUGAAGUAUGUCAGAAAAAAAAGCACUUUUUCCUCCUUAUUUUAAAGAUUAUAACUAAUUGCCCGAGUUUACGUCCUUUAAUGACAUACUUCAGAUUUGAUUCCAAGCAAAACAAAAGAAAAUGACCCCCUAAGAAUCUAGUUUCCCUUUUUGUUUCUAUGUAUUUUAUAACACUGCUUGCAUUAGUUACAAUCAGGGAAAAGCAAUAGGGGGAAAGAUUGUGUUUUUUUAGGAGGGGGGGUUAGAAUCUGCUUUGAGAAAUGUUUUAUGUUGUUUUAAAAUUGCACAGCUGUGUUUCAAAUAACCUGACGUUUGAAGCUCACCUCUACAGACCCGCUCACUGUUGAUUAGUAGCCAAAAGAGCCAAGAAAAAGUGACAUCUGCUCGUAUUGUCUGUUAUGGCUUUCAGAGAUACAACAAAGGAGAUAUCUGUUAUUAUUAACUCUGCUGGUCCUUAUUUACGCAUAAAUCCAGCCAGUUAUUGUUCAGACCUUUGAGGUGAGCGCAGCGUCAGUGUUUCCACAUGGAGGUGUUUUGAUCCCUCUGUGUUCUCUCUCACCCAUAUUGGGUUUCAUCUUUAUUGCGGUAUUGUAUACUGCACCUUUGUUUAAAAGAAUAGGGAUUGUAUAUGCUUAGAAUGUCAUUUUCUCAUUGUGGUUUUAACCAGUUUUAAAUAACUCGGCCGGGAUUUGUUUUAUUUUAUUUUUUCUUGGUAUUGCUUUGAACUGUACGACAUGAUUGGUGUUUAUUCUCCAGUAUCUGGAGGGUUUUUACAGUUCAUUCCCACAUCUGACUUCUCAGGGAUUAUGAGCUGAUCCUGGUAUUAACCGUCUUGGGACCCAUGGUGGGACCCGAAAAGUUGAAUAAAUGUGCUUAACCACUGAGAACCUUUUA